CAACCGCACCCAGCCACCACCCAAUCCAAAGCAAACAAUGCAAGCAGCUUCGGUGGUCAUGGCAGCUCAGACUGUGAUGCCUUCAUCCCCCACUUUCUUCUCCCAGCUUAAAAACCCUAACCCUCGCUCAAUUCCUCAUUCCUUCUUCCAUGGCGUCUCCCUCAAGCUCCCACUCAAAUCCCAAUCCAUGUCCUUCGCCGCCGCCGCCCCUAAGCCCCUCACCGUCGUCGCCGCCACCAAGAAAGCCGUCGCUGUCCUCAAGGGCACUUCCAGUGUUGAAGGAGUCGUUACCUUGAGCCAAGAAGACGAUGGUCCUACAACCGUGAAUGUUCGUAUUACUGGACUUACUCCCGGGCCUCAUGGGUUCCACUUGCAUGAGUAUGGUGAUACGACAAAUGGAUGCAUAUCCACAGGAGCACAUUUCAAUCCUAAACAGUUGACACAUGGUGCUCCUGAGGAUGAAAUCCGUCAUGCGGGUGACCUGGGAAACAUAGUUGCCAAUGCUGAUGGGGUGGCAGAGGCAACAAUCGUGGAUAAACAGAUACCAUUAACUGGUCCUAAUGCUAUAAUUGGAAGAGCACUUGUCGUUCAUGAGCUUGAGGAUGAUCUUGGAAAGGGUGGACACGAACUCAGUUUGAGCACUGGCAAUGCAGGUGGAAGAUUGGCAUGUGGUGUGGUAGGUUUGACACCGGUGUAAUCGGAACUUCCUUUCCAAUCAGUCAGCUAUGUAGAAUUGGCUGCUGUCGUUCUAGAGUUUGUCAAAUAGAACUUAAACUAUUUAGGGUGUAAUGUUAAAUUAUGGACAAAUUCAUCGUAACAUUUGUGGAGUAUUUUGAUCUUAAUAAACUUUGAGUUGCUAUGUUUGCAACAUAAAUGGAGAACACGCGAUUGACUUUUGGAAGCA
This is a messenger RNA of Pyrus x bretschneideri (Chinese white pear), 904 nucleotides long. RefSeq names its product superoxide dismutase [Cu-Zn], chloroplastic. The transcript has 8 exons. The coding region runs from base 38 to 697 and encodes 219 amino acids. Gene Ontology annotation, molecular function: superoxide dismutase activity; copper ion binding. NCBI's taxonomy places the organism in Eukaryota, Viridiplantae, Streptophyta, Magnoliopsida, Rosales, Rosaceae. The record is from RefSeq and is a predicted model, not a curated record. Gene Ontology annotation, biological process: removal of superoxide radicals.